Molecule: messenger RNA, 1279 nt
Organism: Choloepus didactylus (southern two-toed sloth)
Lineage: Eukaryota; Metazoa; Chordata; Mammalia; Pilosa; Megalonychidae
Product: vomeronasal type-1 receptor 4-like
Exons: 3
Coding region: 284-1279 (331 amino acids)
Biological process (GO): G protein-coupled receptor signaling pathway
Cellular component (GO): membrane
Molecular function (GO): pheromone receptor activity
Source: RefSeq, a predicted model, not a curated record
CUGGAGGGAGGUAGCCUUCUCAUUUCUUCUGCCUGAUUCCAUUUCUCGUGUCACAACUUAAAUGAUGGUGAAGCUCAGUGGACUGAGGAUUUGGAAAGAGCUCUACUUUGUGUGGAAGGACUUCUCAGGGAAGCAGAGCAUCCAGUGAGAUGCACCUACCUCACUGCCAGUCCCUCACGUCCAGACCUCAGCAUUAUUUGCUCCCUCCACCGGGACGCUGUGUGCCACCAGGGUUCACAGAACAGAAAGAGCCUCUGCCAAACCCUCCAGUGUCUCUUUGGAGAUGCCAAAAUCUUCUGGCUCUGAAGAGAAACGUCAGUGUCUGGGAACCUGCAGAAUGUCCUCCAGGGAUUUGGCAACAGGCUUAGUCAUCUUGUCCCAGACUGUAGUUGGGGUGCUGGGGAAUUUCUCUCUUCUCUACCGUCACAUCUUUCUUUAUGUCACUGGAUGCAGGUUAAGGUCCAUAGAUUUGCUUCUCAAGAACCUGAUUGUAGCCAACUCCUUGUCCAUCCUCACUUGUGGAGUCCCCAGGACAAUGGCGGCAUUUGGGUUGAAAGAUUUCCUCAAUGAUACUGGAUGCAAACUUCUUCUCUACUUUCGCAGUGUUGGCAGGGGUGUGUGCAUUGGCAGCACCUGCCUCUUGAGUAUCUUCCAGGCCAUCACCAUCAGCCCCAAUAACUCCAGGUGGGCGGAGAUUAAAGUGAAAGCUCCCAAUUACUUCGGCCUCUCCAUAUCCCUGUGCUGGCUCCUCUACAUGCUGAUAAAUAUCAUUUUUCCUGUGUUUGUGACUGGCAAUUGGAGAAAUGAUAGCAUCAUAAAGAGAAAAGAUUUUGGGUACUGUUCUGCUAAAUAUCACGACAGAAGUGCAGACUCACUCUAUGCUGCAUUGUUAGCAUUCCCUGAUGCUCUGUGUUUGGGGCUCAUGCUCUGGGCCAGCGGCUCCAUGGUUUCCAUCCUGUACAGGCACAAGCAGCGGGUCCAACACAUCCACAGGACCAGCCUCUCCCCCAGGUCCUCCCCUGAGUCCAGAGCUACCCAAACCAUCCUUCUACUGGUGAGCACCUUUGUAUCCUUUUACACCAUCUCCUGCAUCUUUCAGAUUUGUAUUGCUCUGUUUGAUAAUCCUGGUUUGUUUCUGCUGCAGAUAGAUGCAAUAUUUGCUUUGUUUUUUCCAACUAUCAGCCCAUUUGUUCUCAUGGGCUGUGAUUCCAGUGUAUCUGGGGUCAGCCUUUCCUGCAGAAGGAAUAAAAAUUUCCCUAAUUCCAUCAGAUAUAUAUAA